Vicia faba (fava bean) is the source of this 453-nucleotide messenger RNA. NCBI's taxonomy places the organism in Eukaryota, Viridiplantae, Streptophyta, Magnoliopsida, Fabales, Fabaceae. The record is from the annotation of a GenBank genome assembly.
AUGUUUACCUCAUCUUCUAUCCAAUUCCACGCCCCAAUCAUUCAUCAUCGUCUAUCCUCCACCACAACCCACUCAUUCCUCCGCCCUCCUCCGCUCCUAAACCCCUCCCCUCCCUCCAUUUUUACACUCCGCCCUCCUCCGCUCCUAAGCCCCUCCCCUCCCUCCAUUUUCACAGUUUCCGCCAAGCCUCCAACUCCCGACAAAGCCAGCGAGCAGAAAUGGGUCCACGAAGGUCUCAUCACUGAAUCCCUCCCCAACGGCAUGUUCCGCGUCCUCCUCGACAACCAAGACCUUAUCCUCGGCUAUAUCUCCGGAAAGAUUCGAAAAAAUUAUGUGAGGAUCCUUCCCGGAGAUAGAGUUAGAGUUGAAGUCAGUCGCUAUGACUCCUCCAAAGGACGCAUAAUUUACCGAAUUCGAAGUACCCCCGGUGGUGCUGCUGGCAAAAGCUCUUAG